AUUUAUAUGAAAACACAAAUCAGUAACAACACUGGGAGAUCCAGAGGUCAUGUCUUAUCAGGAAAGGUCUCCAGUGGAGACUCUGAUAGUAGCUCCCCUGGAGAAGAAUCAUUAUAUCAACAUUACCUUAUGGGCUGCAAGAAAUAUCUAAACAAGUCUACUUGGUCUAACAAGUGUAGCAAUUUUGAUGAUAUUUCAGAGCAACAUGCUUUUCAGUUUGAACAAGCCUCAUCGCAUAAUCCCGAAGUACAAGAGGACCAAAUGGAAGUAGACGAGCAACAAGAAACAGUAAUUCCCUUAGAUCAUGCUUCAAGUCAGCUGAAGACUCCUUUCAGUAAGUUUCAAGACAGAGGGAUAAAUCAGUCAGAAUUCCCAUUAGAAGGAUCAAAUUUUGUUGGCAAUAUUCCUGAAAAUCGAAAAAUGCUAACUGUUCAACUUCAUGGGAAAGAUGGAAAACUAGUCUUUAAGUCAUCCUGCAUUGUAGAUACUACAAAGAAAAGCAUUUUCCAGUUGAACUUGGGCGAAGGUAGUAUGGUGGAGUUUAAAUCAUUGUAA
Messenger RNA from Moneuplotes crassus, 555 nucleotides. The record is from the annotation of a GenBank genome assembly. Lineage: Eukaryota; Ciliophora; Spirotrichea; Euplotida; Euplotidae.